Molecule: messenger RNA, 2176 nt
Organism: Oryctolagus cuniculus (rabbit)
Lineage: Eukaryota; Metazoa; Chordata; Mammalia; Lagomorpha; Leporidae
Gene: MINAR2
Product: membrane integral NOTCH2 associated receptor 2
Source: RefSeq, a predicted model, not a curated record
CUGUGCUUCAAUUAGGGAUUGGAACAGUGAGACUCUGGCGGGCCUUUAUCCAAACAAUAGGUCCCCUUGAGCUGUUAUUUCUGACUCUGAAUGGAGAGACAUUAAGUGUUACACAUACCUAAUUUUGUCAUCCAAUUAAUUUUAAUGAAUGCAGCCCAUGUGUCCAUUCAGCUCCCUCGGUGAGUGUGUGUGUGUGUGUGUGUGUGUGGUAGGGCAGUGUUCUGCUUUGCUGCUUUGUUCCUGUGCAUUGAUGUGUCAUUUCCAGAGUGGCUUCUGAGUGCAGCCGAGACCUGGUUUCAGAUGGCAGCCGGAGCAUCCUCAGGCUCGUUAAUAAUGGAGGACUCUGACAGGGGCAGCUUCGCCUGCCUUUGUUUCCCGCUGUAGAUGAAGGAAGACAUGGAUCUCUCUGUUUUGCCCAAUAACAACCAUCCUGACAAAUUCCUGCAGCUUGAUGUGAAGUCGUUAACGAGGAGCUCAGCGCCUCUGCAGGCCAGCCUCGCGAGAUUUCCGGGUGGAAAUUACCCAGCUGCACAACACUGGCAAAACCUUGUCUACUCUCAGAGAGAAAAGAAGAAUAUUGUUGCUCAACAAAUUAAAAGAUCCAGUAGGGAGGACCUUGUCAUUGCUGACAGCCCGCCCCCAUCCAUGACAUCAAUUAUGAAGAACAACCCACUCUACAAUGACCUAAGUUUGGAGGAAGCCAUGGAAGAAAGGAAAAAGAAUCCUUCAUGGACCAUUGAGGAAUAUGACAAACAUUCUGUGCAUUCAAAUCUCUCUGGACAUUUGAAGGAAAAUCCUAAUGACCUACGGUUUUGGUUGGGAGACAUGUAUACACCAGGUUUUGAUACCUUACUGAAAAAAAAGAAGAAACACGACAAGAGAUCAAAACUGUGCCAUAUGGGGCUGAUAUUACUCCUGGUUACCUCCAUUCUGGUUACCAUAGUGACUAUUAGCUCUUUCUUUGCCUAAGGAGACUUUCACAAACAGAGCCACUUUAAAUGUCCUAAAAUGCUUCUAUCUAAAUGUUUGCAGACAAACAUGCUCACUCAGUGUGAAUGUGUUGCACAGUGUGCUGUUAAAUGUAACCAUCCUGGGGAUGGGCACGUUGCCUGUGAUAUGUGGGUGUUUCUACUGUGAUCUAUGUAAUCUCUGUAAAAAUUCCAGCCAGUGCUUUGCCCUCAAAGAAGUGGUAAUUCCAGGGACUGCAACCCCAGAAAAACCACAAUAUACAACCUAAAUUUAACAUUUUUGUAGAGCACAAAACAGCACAAUCAGCAGCAGCUUGGUCUUAAUGCUCAAGCCACAUUCACCUUGACUGUGAAAUGCUCCAACGUCCCUCUGCCCCAUCUCUGCAGUCACUAGAACAGUGUGAGCUGACUGUUUUCUGUUCAAUAUCCAGGCAGAAAGGGGGAAGCUUCUGGUUGUGGUGACAAUGAUGUGGAUUCAUUCUGUUUUAAUCUUCCUUAUUUCUGUUUGUAUCAGAAAAAAAAUGGGUGUUGGAGGGAGACUAUUCAAACUUUUCUUAUUUUCCAAGUAAUACUUUAAAAUGUCACCCGUUGUGUCAUAAUUUUACUAGAACUAAACCUAGACUGGCCUACUUAUCUAAUUACAUUUGUAUCCAAUUGCACUUACUGAUUCAUUCAAACUGGCUAGUGUGACCCCUGGUGGCAGUCAGUGAGUAUACAAUCCUGGCCAUGGCCCUAGAAAAGCAGAGGGAAUGAUGCUAAGAGAACAGGGUUUGACUCCUAACUAACCAUUUGCUAGCUGGUGAGCCCUGGGCAAGUUAUUCUGCCAGAAAAGAGGGCUGGCCUGAGAACUACGUAGAAACACAGGUAAGAACAAUACCUGGCCUCUCAGAAUUAGUUGCUUAGUUAGCGGCAACUGUUGUCACUAAUUUGCGUUGGCUAACGGGCAGCCCCAGUUCACCCUGCACAGGGAGAAUAAACUCACCACUCUCCCCUUCCCUAAGCCCUCACCUGACUCUUUCCUCUUCUUCAAAUACCCUAUCCUGAUGUUACCUUGUGUACGAAACAGGACUUCCUCCCCACUAGCCUAAGGUCAGCUUUGGUCCUCUGACACUGCCUAAUCAUUUUGUUGCAUUUCUCUUAAAGCUACUUGACACUAAGUACAUGAAAGUGCUGCUUUACUGGACAAUAAAAUCAUUGUGUACAAAGUU